Molecule: messenger RNA, 572 nt
Organism: Blastomyces gilchristii SLH14081
Lineage: Eukaryota; Fungi; Ascomycota; Eurotiomycetes; Onygenales; Ajellomycetaceae
Exons: 1
Coding region: 126-572 (148 amino acids)
Source: RefSeq, a predicted model, not a curated record
GUGAGACUUGGUGUUGAUGUCUAGAUACACUGAAGACAGACUGUGGAGGUUGCACUUCAGAAGUGUCUGUUGAUUAUGUGCUUGAUAUUAUCACUGAGAUAUCUUUUUGUAUUUUUCUGCUGGGGAUGGGCCAGAUUGAGAAGGGCGGUAUGAGGGUGGGACUUGGUGUUGGUGUUUUGAAACAUCAAAGAUGGACAGGGUUUUCGCGGAGAUCACUUCUCAGAUAUCUCCACAAUUACAGAUCAGGGAUCUUCCAAAAUCGAGAAGAUUGGCGCAUAUGGCUAGGUCUCUUCACCUUACAAUUUGUAUGGCAAUUUGGCCCGGGGUUGUGGUGUGGUAGGGGAGAAUGGGGGAUAAUCCCACACAGGAGUUUCGAACAACAUCUGGUUCACGUUUGGCUGGAUAACUCCACCACCACACGGGGUAUGCGGUCGGUGAUGGGGUCAAAAUGCUCGUAUGAUCGAGGGCUUUUCGAUGGAUCUAUCGGCGGGUUCUUAUUCGAAAAGUCGAGCGAGUUCGUGGUGGAGCGGAUUCGCUGUCUGAUCAAUAAACAUUCUUUAGAAAAGAUAUGA